Molecule: messenger RNA, 933 nt
Organism: Emiliania huxleyi CCMP1516
Lineage: Eukaryota; Haptophyta; Isochrysidales; Noelaerhabdaceae
Exons: 1
Coding region: 1-933 (310 amino acids)
Biological process (GO): inositol metabolic process; signal transduction
Molecular function (GO): inositol monophosphate 1-phosphatase activity
Source: RefSeq, a predicted model, not a curated record
AUGCAAACCAUGGUGGCCUUCACCUCUCGCGACCACUCCUGGGUGGGCACUGUCGGCUUUCGCAGCUUCGCGCAGGAAGUCGACGUGGCUGUCGGACUCGCGCUCAAGUGUGGUGAGAACAUGCGGGCGACGGCCGGUGCGGCAGCGCUUUUCAAGGAUGGCGACGAUGGGAUAGAUCCUCAGACAGCGACAGACCUGGAGAACGAGAGGCUCGUCACUGCUGGCCUGCGUGAGGCGUUUCCGUCGCACGACAUCAUCGGCGAGGAGAGCUCCGCCGCGGCGGGAGGCGUGCCCGCCGUCGAGGCGCGGCCGACCUGGAUCAUCGACCCAAUCGAUGGCACGCAGAACUUCUGCCACGGGAUGCCAGAGAGCGUCGUCUCGAUUGGCCUCGCCGUGGGCGGCCUGCCCGAGCUCGGCGUCAUCUACGACCCGUAUCGGGACGACCUGUACGUCGGCGUGGUGGAGGAGGGAGCUUACCUCAACGGCCGCCGCUUGCCGCCCGCUGACGAAGGCGCGCCGGACCAGCUCGACAGGUCUGUGGUGCUCAGUGACCUAGGAUACGAGCGGAGCGCCCAGGGCUCCGCGCGGCUGGCGGCGGUCUACAGGGCGCUGCUCGACCGCAAUGUCUUUGCCUUCCGCAUCGUCGGCUCGACGGUGCUCUCUCUCGCGUGGCUGGCGUCGGGCCGGUGCGAUGCCGUCAUCAUGGGGGUCGGAAAGCGCGACACGCCCAAGGCUUGGGACUGGUGCGCGGGCUGGGCGCUGGGCCGCGCCACCGGCUGCACCUUCCGCCGGCUGAUCUCCGACCGUCCCUUUGCCCUCGCCUCGAGCUCCGUGUGCGCCGCGCGGAGAGAGGCCCUCGCCGAAGUGCUACAGGCAUCGGUCCGGGAGGCCGUGGCGGACCUGCCGAUGGAUGAGCUUCCGUCGGAGGCGUGA